Messenger RNA from Corvus hawaiiensis (hawaiian crow), 4607 nucleotides. RefSeq names its product defective in cullin neddylation 1 domain containing 2 (gene DCUN1D2). NCBI's taxonomy places the organism in Eukaryota, Metazoa, Chordata, Aves, Passeriformes, Corvidae. The transcript has 7 exons. The record is from RefSeq and is a predicted model, not a curated record. Gene Ontology annotation, biological process: protein neddylation; positive regulation of ubiquitin-protein transferase activity. Gene Ontology annotation, cellular component: ubiquitin ligase complex. Gene Ontology annotation, molecular function: ubiquitin-like protein binding; ubiquitin conjugating enzyme binding; cullin family protein binding. Bases 563 to 1435 code for a protein of 290 amino acids.
GGUCGGGGUGGCGGGGUCGGCCGGGGCUGUUCUGGGAAGGAAGCGCUCUCACGGUGCCUCUGCAGCAGCUUCAGCGCUUCCCUGGGGUGUGCGGUACGGUGUCAUAAGCGCUGGGAGAGGGCUACCGAAACGUGACUGAGCUGUGCCUGGGUGCGAGGUGCGCAUCCUUGUUCGGGUGCCAUCGGCGAGGAGUCAUGCUGGAGACGGGAGUUCAGACUCGUCCCGGCCCCCCGGGAAGCUGCGCGGGUGCCGCUGCCCGCUGCAGGGCACUGGCCGCAGAUGAGCGGGAGGAACUGUGCUACGUGGCAGGGUAGUGGGCUGCAGAGUCGAGUGUGUUUCUUAUCGCUUCAAAUAAUUCAGUGUGUCAUUUCGGUAGACACGAAGCUAGAAAAUAUCCGUAAAUGCCUGACGUUAACUAGGCUUGCAAGAGGACAUGGGGUUUGCUUUGGCGUUGUUGGCACAGUGCUCUGUUUUGAAGUGAUUAUCGCUAAGUUUGUCGCCCAAAAGAAGUUUAUGUAACUGAGGAAGAUCUAGGUGCAGAGGUUCCCUUAGCUAAACCUUCAUGAAAAUUUGGAGGCAGGCUGGAGCUUGCAGCCAAAUUGGUUAUUUACUUAGCAAAGUAUGUUGUAGUUACUUUUUGCUUGUUUUCCUUCCCACUCAUAAGCUUAAAUCAUCCCAGAAGGACAAGGUCCGCCAGUUUAUGGCAUUUACCCAGGCUGGUGAAAGGACUGCUAUAUACUGCUUAACACAGAAUGAAUGGAAACUAGAAGUGGCAACAGACAACUACUUCCAGAAUCCAGAUUUAUACUACAAAGAAUCCAUGAAAAAUUCAGUAGACAAGAAGAAAUUAGAACAAUUGUAUAAUCGAUACAAAGAUCCACAAGAUGAAAAUAAAAUUGGCAUUGAUGGGAUUCAGCAGUUCUGUGAUGAUUUAAGCCUGGACCCAGCCAGUAUCAGUGUUCUGGUUGUGGCAUGGAAAUUCAGGGCAGCUACUCAGUGUGAAUUCAGUAAAAAGGAAUUUGUUGAUGGCAUGACAGAGUUGGGGUGUGACACCACAGAAAAACUAAAAGCUCUAUUGCCAAGACUGGAACAAGAGCUAAAGGAUCCAACAAAGUUCAAAGAUUUUUAUCAGUUUACUUUUAACUUUGCUAAAAACCCAGGACAAAAAGGUCUAGAUCUAGAAAUGGCAAUUGCAUACUGGAAUUUAGUCUUGUCAGGAAGGUUUAAAUUUUUAGAUCUUUGGAAUAAAUUUUUGUUGGAACAUCAUAAAAGAUCGAUUCCAAAAGAUACUUGGAAUCUUUUGUUAGACUUUGGAAAUAUGAUUGCAGAUGAUAUGUCCAACUAUGAUGAAGAAGGAGCGUGGCCUGUUCUAAUAGAUGAUUUUGUGGAAUAUGCACGACCAGUAGUCACAGGAGGAAAACAUAAAACUUCCUAACCCCAGAUUUGUCAAUAUGGACUAAAUGAACUGCACUGGGUAAUGAAGAUUUGUUAGCUGAUAACUGUGCACAUUGGUGCUGGUUUCAGUGGUCGUGAUGGACAUUCUGCAGACAAAGCUGAAAUUCUUCCUUUCUACCUAAAGAAAAUGAUGACUGAUGUGUGGACACUUCAAGAACAAACUCAGAAGAUAGUCCAGGCUGUUUGUAGGCUACUGGCUUCAAUUAUUCUACUGGUUGUAUCAUAUAGGAUGUAGAUUUUGCAUGAUUUUAUACUUUGGAGAAGUUUAACUAGAGGCCAUUUUAUUAAAGUUUUGACAGCACAGCAUGCCAUUCAGUUCAUAAUCCAAAGUGAACACCAGCAGUUACAUAAAUAAAACUGUAUUAUAUUGUACUUAUAUUAAGAGCAGUAUUUGUGGUAUAUAAAUUAAAUCCCUAAAUAAAACUUAUGCAGUAUGUUGUAUUUUUAUAAAGGUUAGUUCUGUGGAUCUGUCCUACUAUAGAAUUGUAAAAAAAACCCCAAACCAACAAAUGUAUGCUUUUUUUGUUUUUAACUUGUUGCCAACAUUUUAAAUUUGUAUUUUCACGUCCUGGAUGUAUACAGUGAUUACAUCCAGCCUUUUGUUUUCUCCCAAUGAAUUUGACUUCGUCAUUAUUCUUGAAGUGCUUGGACAUGUAACAAUAGCAUUGCUGAGGACAGGCUGCUGCUCUAUGCGGUGAUGCAACUUCAGCUUUUUUUAGUAGCCAUUUUAAAGUAGACAUUAAACAACCAAAGAUGCUUUUAUAAUUCAUUUUUGAUUAUCAUAAUUCAGUUAGUCUCCAAUUAUGUGUUUUAUUUAUUUUUAAUAAGGAGCUGGUAGAAUAUGGAUUUUAUUUGUAGCUUGAAACAUAUCAUAAAUUCUAGCUAAAUGCAACAUAGUUGUAAAUUCAUUUCCUGGCACUUCUCAUGGAAAAUAGAUGUGAAUAAGCCCAAAGACUUAACUAGUUGGCUUCCAUGUUGGAGAAAUAGUUAAGGGUAAGGAGACUUUAUAUUAAUGAUUAUAAGUAUUCAUGCCUGUGGAUGUGUUGUGCAUUCAAUUGUAUUUAUUUAAGGGGAGAAAAAAGCAAAUUAAUGCAGUUUCAGUGAUCUCAAGGCUGGUGAAAUUGGACCAGUUUCACCAAACCGGAACUUGUUCAGUCACUUGCUUCUCCCCUUUUGCCAGCCACUGAUUAUGAAGUGCACAGAGGUGUCAGUCUUCUGUUUCUCAUCAGUGUCUUCUGAUGUCUAAGCACAAAAAAGUUUUACCAGAAACUAUUCGGCAUGUCUUCGCACAGGGCUCUUGCAAAUGCUACCUCAUCAAAAUGAGUUUGUCAUAGCCACUGUAAAAGUUUGUUAAAAUGAAGAGUUGCUGAAGAGUAUGUACAGCUAUGAUCAAUAUAUUUUCUGUAUUUAAGGCUGAAUAGAUUCAAGAAUUUUGGAUAAAAUUGUGCAUUAAGUUAUAUAAAUUAUAUCUGUUUGGAUAGUUGAAGUGUUGCAUGACAGCAUACUAUUUUAUUUUGUAGUUGCCAGGGUAUAAAAGCUUACAAUAUUCUCUUAAACUCUAAUAUUUAGAGUUUCAUACAAGCAGUCAGCUUUCAUUAUGUCAACACAACCUGCAAGGACAAGUGUACAUGCUGCAUACAGAGACUGCCUUCAUUCUUCCACUUGAUGGAAUUUCAGUUGUGCAUGAUGCUUAAAAAGCAGGGUGAGGGAAAAUUUGAACAAAUUAGCAAAUUUUCUCUUAGUAAGAGCCUAGCACUCAAGUUAGAAAUGCCCUGUGAAUGAUUUGUUACCAAUAUUUGUCUUUUUUUUUGUGAGUGCCAGCCCUGGCCGAACAGCCGCCAGAUGUCAGCGUCUGAGCCUGCUGCUGCCUCGCGCUCCUGUGCAGAGAUAACCACUGAGGUUGUGCCAAAUUACUGCUUUCUCACUCAAUCUGUUUAGAAGGGCAUUUGUGUACAUAACUCCAGGUAUUCUUCAGAAGUCAACAGAGAGCUAGAACUAGUGUUACGCUCUUUUAACUGCAUUUGAUUUAUCUAUGCCUCCUCCCCAAAACAAGCCACUGCUGUAUCUGUCCCGCAGGCUUUGCAGAAUGUGUAACAUCUUACAGCCUCAAGUGCAUUUACCUAGCCAGAAGUAGUGGAAUGCUAGUUACUCACACAAUUGCCACUUAAAAUAUAUAGAUAUAAUAUAACUGACCAGAAGUAGCUUAAUCUUUUGGUAUGUGAUGUAACUGAAGUUUCAUAGCACUAGAGCUUGUGAAACAUUUGCUCAUGAUGAGAGCUCCAUCAAAUCAUUCUGAUUCUACCUUUUAAAAUAAAUAGAGCAUAAAAAAUGCAUGUGGGUUGAGGGGUUUUUUUCUUGUUAAUCUGAGCAAGAAGGAAGGUGCUUAGCCUAGGAUUCAGUGUGUGUACAUAUACAUAUAUACACAUACAUAUAUAUAUAUGUAUAUACAUGUAUGUAUAUAUAUAUACACACACGCACAUUUAAACCUCAUUCUUGUGCAGAUCCUUCAUGGGUGACACCUUCCAGCAGACAAAUACUGGGCAAAAUACUCCAAAGAUAGUUGUUCCUUGUCAGCCAGCUUUUGAGGUUUGCUAUGCUUUUCCUUGUUCUUCCCGGCCUUCUACCCAUUUUAAACCACAUGUGCUUUUUAUAUUCCCAUACAUAAUAGCAUGGAGUAACACCUUCACACUUGAACAGUCAUAAAAAAUGCAAAUAAACUGCUUUCACCUUACAGAUUUCUUACCUAUUUUAAUCAUUUGCUGCUGUCCACAGUUCCACUUUACAGGGUACUCUGACUUCCAUUUUAAGUAAGCUGAUACAGUGGUAACACCCAGGCUGCUCAAUUUGUAAUCCUAAAUGGUACAGAUGUCUUCAAGUUGUUCAGUGCAUACAGUAUUACUUCACAGAUAUGCUGUAUGUAUUUUUAAACUUGGUGCCAAGUUGUUUGGUUUGAAACUGAGCCAUAGGAUUUGUACUUGCCAGUUCUAAAUUUAAAUGUAAUUUAUCAUGUGUGUCAUGCCAAGGAGAGCAAACCUGCAGGCAUCUGCUCAUUCAAUGCACCUGGGAGAUUUGCUGCUGAGUAAGCUGUACGUGUGUGUUUAUUUUGUGGCAAUGGAAAAAGGAAUAAAUGGACUGUCAAAGGAUUGAAGUCA